Molecule: messenger RNA, 3341 nt
Organism: Diorhabda sublineata
Lineage: Eukaryota; Metazoa; Arthropoda; Insecta; Coleoptera; Chrysomelidae
Product: tropomyosin-1
Exons: 6
Coding region: 628-1494 (288 amino acids)
Biological process (GO): muscle contraction; actin filament organization
Cellular component (GO): actin filament
Molecular function (GO): actin filament binding
Source: RefSeq, a predicted model, not a curated record
AGUUGAAAUCUGACAUUGCCGUGCACUCAGAACGUUUUAUCGUACGAGUACAGUUUGAGUUGUAUACAGAUAAUUAAAACUAGAAUUAAUAUUUUCUAUUACUUUCGACGUGAAUUAAAUCAACAGCCGAUCAAUUCUCUUCGACUUUUGGUGAUGAAGCACUUCAAAUAAAAACGUUUUCGAACAGUCAAAACAUCGAAUCGAUGAGUCAUAGUUUGACACUCUUAUUACCAUAGAUAAAAAAUAAAUUGCGAGGUUAACGUUUUUCUAUUGAGAAAAAGCGAUCGAUGAGUUAAAUUAUUGGUUAACAGGUAUAUUGAUCUUAAUAAAAACUGCCUAUAUUUGAAUGAAUGAAUGAAUCAGAUUAAUAUAGUGAAUAUAUAAGUGAAUUGAAAUCGAAUGAAUAUGAUUAGAGAACAUUUUGAGGUUCACUGUUCGAUGUAGACUUGAGUAAUUUUGGUGGGGGAUAGGGGAACGAUGGGAUAGGAGUAGGUAGAAGUGGCAGCGAUGCUUUUUCGAGCGUCGGGACGCUUGUAGCUUUUAGGACAGCGUCAACCUCCGGUCGUCCUCAGGCACAGAGGCCCUUUGUUUUUCGAUUGAAUCAGCGAGAAAAGAACCAGCGCCACCAUGGACGCGAUCAAAAAGAAAAUGCAAGCGAUGAAGCUUGAAAAAGACAAUGCGGCCGAUAAGGCCGAUGCGAUGGAGGGUCAGUACAAGGAUGCCAACGCACGCGCAGAAAAAAUCAAUGAGGAAGUACGCGAUCUCCAAAAAAAACUCGCCCAAGUCGAGAACGAUCUUUUAACGAGCAAACAAAGUCUCGAAGACGCCAAUCAAGAUCUGGAAAACAAGGAGAAACAAUUAACUCAAGCCGAAUCUGAAGUAGCUGCCCUCAAUCGUAAAGUACAACUCAUCGAAGAGGAUUUGGAACGGUCCGAGGAACGUUUGGCCACGGCUACCACUAAAUUGGCCGAAGCUUCUCAAGCUGCCGAUGAAAGUUCACGUAUGUGCAAGGUACUGGAAAACCGUUCUCAGCAAGAUGAAGAACGUAUGGACCAACUGACCAACCAAUUGAAAGAAGCCCGUCUAUUGGCUGAAGACGCCGAUAACAAAUCCGAUGAAGUAUCCCGUAAACUGGCCUUCGUUGAAGACGAACUCGAAGUAGCCGAAGAUCGAGUCAAGGGUGGAGACGCUAAGAUUAUGGAAUUAGAAGAAGAAUUGAAAGUAGUCGGUAAUUCUCUCAAAUCUCUCGAAGUAUCCGAAGAAAAGGCCAACCAAAGAGUAGAAGAAUUCAAAAAACAACUCAAGAGUCUCACUGUUAAACUAAAGGAAGCGGAAGCUCGUGCUGAAUUCGCAGAGAAGACCGUUAAGAAAUUGCAGAAAGAAGUUGACAGACUUGAAGAUUUUGUGCUCAGGGAAAAGAACAAAUAUUUUGGCAUUGUUACCGACAUCGACAAAACGUUUGUCGAAAUGUCUUCGCUAGGCCAAAAGAAAUAAUCUUCCGCUUACUAACACUAUACUUUAGCUUUAAACUAACGAAAUUAGAAUAAUUUUAACACGCUAUACAUUUUUCGAAUAUCUAAUUUAUGAUAAUUUUAUUUGUAUCUCAAGCUAACGUAAAAACACUAUCUUUAAAACAUUAAAAAGUAUUAAUUAUCCAUUUUUUGAUUAUCUAUUCAUUUAUUUCAUCCUUGUAUUAUCUAGAUCAAGUUUUCAACACCUUUUCGUCUUCCAUAGAACGUAAUCAUAUUUUUUUAGAUUUAUUGGAAUGGUUUUCCUUAAUCCUGAUUUAAUUACAUGUUUCAACUUGUAAAAUGUCCUAACUAUUUUUAAUUUUUGCUACAAAAUCAAUUCUUUCGAUAUUACAUGAAAGGUUACACUCUAAUAAGAUUUUUUAUCAUCAAUAAAUGUAAUCAAGCAAAUCCCAAAACUAAUCAAAGUCAUUUUAAUUUGGAAAUCUUUUUUUUUCUAAAAUAUCAUCAAAAUUUAUAGUAAAAACCCAUUUUUAUUUUGUUAGCUUGAGAUGGUAGCUUCAAUAUGUUGAUUUUAUAAUAAAAAUACUACAUUAUAUACAGGGCGUUAUAACGAUAGCGUGUUUAAUAAGGAAAAUUUCUUUAUUUUGUUAAAAAUGUUUUUUAAUUUGUUUGUAUAUGUAAACUUGAAUCAUUUUAAACGAAUAGACAAUGGAAAAAUGAAAAUACUUUGAAUUUGUUGUCUAAAAAAACGUAUUUGUCCAUGAACUAGCCGGAAGUAAUGAUGUCAACAGUCAACGCCAUAUUGUUGAAUAUUACAUUUGACAAGUCCACUGAAGUAUAUUUCGAAAAUGACAUAUUAAACUAAUAAAUCACUGUUGCCAACUUCUUUGGUUAAAUUCACUAAGGCAAUACUUGUCAGUAGCUGUGAAAUUUUUCAAAAAAGAUUAUUUUCGCAAACUAAUUCCAAUAAAACCAAAAUAACUUCACAAAAUGCUUCUCACCAUUAGGGUGCAUAAUUUGCUUUCGUGUAAGGAUCAAAAUCAGUCUCCAAAUAAAAUCAACAAUUUUUAAGUUGAACAUGAUAAUAACAUAUAUAGGGUGUUUUAAUUAAAAAAAUAAGUAGGAGGAUUCUAGAUCGGUUUGGUAAAAUGGAAAAUGCUUUAGUCCAAUCGGAAUCAUGCAAAAUAUCACCUUCUAUAUAAAUUUAUAUUUUGAGAGAAUUUUUUUCAUUAAGAAAACAAUAUACAGGGUGUUUUAAGUAAAACAAGAUUUCAGAACAAUUAGAUAUAACAGAAAAAACUUUAUUCUAUUUGGAAACGUCCAGAAUAUCACCUUGUAUACAAAAUUAUGUUUUAUUUAUAUUUAUGAGCUUUACUAACCGCAGCUUUCCUCCAGUGCUUCUGCUUACAGCUUUUAGGGUAAGUUUUUGUGUCUUUUUUUGUUUAAUUGGGAAAAAAUUUUGUUGUCUUGAAAAUUAAUUGAUUCACAUCGUUUUUCGUCUUUUAGUCCUUUAUUCGAAUCCUAAUAAUUGUGUCAAAAAUUUUAGACGAACUUGGUAUCAACAAGGACAGGUACAAAUCUCUCGCCGACGAAAUGGACUCCACUUUCGCCGAACUUGCUGGUUAUUAGGAAAAAUCUUCAAUUUCCAGGACAAUUUCUACCGUGUCCUGUGUCACAUACGCACAAUAAUAUACUAAUUUAUUUAUAUAUUGUACUUGGAAACAUUGCGAAUGAAAAGUUACACAUACUAAUUUGUGAGCUUUGAUGUAUCGUAUUUCUAGUCCUAUUUAAGCCCUUCAAUUGAUUUAAAUAAAAAUACAUUGUAUCAUAUUCGUUUGCUUUCGUUUUAUUUAUUGAUUAAAUUAUUAU